Messenger RNA from Staurois parvus, 381 nucleotides. The record is from the annotation of a GenBank genome assembly. NCBI's taxonomy places the organism in Eukaryota, Metazoa, Chordata, Amphibia, Anura, Ranidae.
UCAGUCUCGCACAGGUGUACCGGCUCCUCCCCUACAAUCUCGCAGAAGUGUACCGGCUCCUCCCCUUCAGUCUCGUACAGGUGUACCGGCUCCUCCCCUUCAGUCUUGACCAGGUGUACCGGCUCCUCCCCUUCAGUCUUGCACAGGUGUACCGGCUCCUCCAUUCAGUCUUGCACAGGUGUUUGGGCUCCUCCCCUUCAGUCUUGCGCAGGUAUUUCGGCUCCUCCCCUUCAGUCUCGCACAGGUGUACCGGCUCCUCCCCUUCAGUCUCGCACAGGUGUACUGGCUCCUCCCCUUCAGUCUUGCACAGGUGUACCGGCUCCUCCCCUUCAGUCUCGCACAGGUGUACCGGCUCCUCCCCUUCAGUAUUUGCACAGGUGU